UAUAGUGGGCAUGUGUGUGAGUGCGUGUAGAGUGAGAUAUGGUAGAUAUAUAUGGGCGCGUUGUGGUCGGGUUAAAUGAAAUAGUCCCGGCUUUUCGUUGAUGACCGACGGACGGACGGACGGAUGCAGCAACAAGUUAGUUUAGUAUAGUAUAGUUUCUAGUAUACGUGCUGCCGUGUUGUAGCGUGCUUGCUAUUACCAGAGGGGCGUCAUCCUUCGCGCGCACUACAUAUACAUUUCAAGUGUACUUACUAAUCCACAUCAACAAAUUACUUCUCUCUUUUCAACAAGAGAUUUGUUUGAUUGAUGCCGCACCGAAUCGCCAGCAGUAACUACUAUUAUGGAUGUUCUUGAAGAUAUGCCGAAAGGUCCUUUGGACGUGUACAGGAAGCAGGCGUCCUUCAACUGGAAGAAAUUGAAGUACGUUUUCGAAGACGAAGAUCUUUAUAAACUAAAGUUGCACAUAUGGAAAACGCUCGAGGAGGAUCCGAUCUUCAGGAGGCCGGAAGUGGAGUUGACGACGGAGGAAAUGAAGAGGAGGACGGCGAUACAGUUCCAUCAGUUCUGCAAGUACAAUUUCUUUCCGUCGGACAUCUCGUCGUGGCCCUACAAACAGAAGACCAGGAUGGUGAUGACUCUGAACGAGUCAAUAGCCGUUUGCUUUCCAGAUAUCUCUGUGAAGCAUGCAAUUGGCAUGAGUCUCUUCACCAAUUCCUUGAUGACUUUGGGCACGGAGAGACACAGGGCCAUCUAUGAAGCUGUUUGGAACAGGAAGAUUUUAGCCUGUUUGGCUCUGACCGAGGUGGCUCAUGGAAGCAACACGAAGAACAUGAGGACGAUGGCCACGUUCGAUAAGAGCACGCAAGAGUUUGUAGUGAAUACUCCCGAUUUUGAGGCGGCCAAAUGCUGGGUGGGCAACUUGGGAAAAACGUGCACCGUUGCUCUACUGUUCGCGCAACUCUACACGAACGGUCAAUGCCACGGUUUGCACGCCUUCGUCGUUCCCAUCAGAGACCCGAAGACGUUGAUGCCGUAUCCGGGGAUCGUCGUCGGCGAUUUAGGCGAGAAGAUUGGAUUGAACGGAAUCGACAAUGGAUUCAUCAUGUUCCAAAACUACCGGAUACCCAAGGAGAACCUGCUGAAUCGUACAGGCGACGUGACUCCUGACGGAGAUUACGAGAGCAGUUUUUCUGAUCCCGCGAAGAUCCUGGGCGCCGCAUUGGAGAACCUCUCGACGGGGCGCGUCGGCAUCAUGCAGGAAUCGACGAACAAUCUGAUUUGCGCCAUGACCAUUUCCGUACGAUACGCGGCUUGCAGGAAGCAGUUCGGUCCCAACGGUGGCGAGGAGGUCACCAUCAUCGAAUAUCCUCUGCACCAAUGGAGGUUGUUCCCAUAUGUAGCUGCAACGACGGUGAUCAAGCUGUUCGUGAAGGGUUUCACGCAGGAUUAUUUGAGUGCUGUCGAGCAGACGACGAACUCGAACGGAGGUGCACGAAUGGACAGCCUCAGCGAUCUCGUUUCGGAGAUUCAUGCGAUCGUCUCCGGGUCGAAACCGCUGAUAACGACGACCUGUAUGGCCGCGAUCCAAGAGAGCCGCGAAGCUUGCGGCGGUCACGGUUACCUGAAAGCCGCCCGAUUGGGUGAGCUGCGAAACAACAACGAUCCGUCUUUGACUUAUGAAGGCGACAAUAACGUCCUCAUCCAGCAGACGAGCAACUGGUUGAUCAGGCAAUGGAACAACGUGCUCGAGGGUCAAGGUACCAGCUGUCCACUCAAGUCGUGCGACUUCUUCGCCGACCACAAGCGCAUCUUAUCGGGCAAAUUCCAAAGCAGCACACCGAUAUUAUCGUUUGAAUUCAUCAAGGAGUGUUACGAGUGGUUAAUUACCUACCUGGUUUCCACGACGAAUGAUGCGCAGAAUCAGCUGGUGGCUAAAGGCAUCAGCAAGUUCGAUGCCAGGAACCAAACGCAAGUUUACAAAGCGGCGAUCCUCUCGAAGACGUACACUGAGUACCUGGCGUUGCGCUACUUCUGGAGCAAUCUCUCCAGAGCCGACGACACAAUGCUGCCGACGCUCAAGAACCUGGGUUACCUCUACGCCCUGUGGUGUCUGGACAAGCACCUGGUGUACUUCUUCCAAGGUGGAUACGCGUCCGGUCCGCAAAUGGUCGAAUCCAUAAAGAGCAACAUCGUGCGUCUCUGCGAGACGCUGAAACCGGAGGUAGUCGGUGUGAUGGACGCCCUCGCUCCACCCGAUUACAUCGUCAACUCCGUUCUGGGCAGAGCCGACGGAAAGCUCUAUCAGAACCUCCAGCGCGAAUUCUUCGGCAAUCCUGGAUCGAUGUCGAGACCGAGCUGGUGGCACGAGGUGAUCGUGCAGGAUGCACCAGACAUCAAGUUUCUAUCGAAAUUAUAAUGAUUUCCCUCUUUUAAAUUCAAUUUAUUAUUAAUCUGCAAAUUCAAAAUCCGUAGAUUAACAACUUACUUACUUACUUCAUCUAAUUGAAUCUAUUUUAAACGUAUUUUAGCGUACUUUUACUCGCAGAUGCAAACGUAAAUACACACAAACACACACACAGAGAUAAAUGAGUAUAUUUUUAUUAAAAUUAUUCAAUAUACAAUUCUUGUUGUUUAAUGAGUGAUGACCAUGUAUAUUAUAUAUUCUAUGAUGAAUCUUCUGGAAACCCUCACAAUUCCUUCUUCUAAUAUAUAGCAUUAGGUGAAAACAACUUGGAUAGAUUAUUUAUUAAAUGUUAGACCAAAACAACAAACAAAUAAACUUAAUUGCAUUUAGUUGUAUAGAGAUAUAUAUUGUAUAUUGUAAUUGACUAUCGGACGAGAGGUGUAAUGUAAUUUAUUUUCCGAAUAAAGAUUUAAUAAAGAUGAUA
This is a messenger RNA of Nicrophorus vespilloides, 2888 nucleotides long. Its product is annotated as peroxisomal acyl-coenzyme A oxidase 3. Gene Ontology annotation, cellular component: peroxisome. The record is from RefSeq and is a predicted model, not a curated record. Gene Ontology annotation, molecular function: FAD binding; pristanoyl-CoA oxidase activity; fatty acid binding. Gene Ontology annotation, biological process: fatty acid beta-oxidation using acyl-CoA oxidase; lipid homeostasis. Lineage: Eukaryota; Metazoa; Arthropoda; Insecta; Coleoptera; Silphidae. The transcript is spliced from 10 exons. The coding region runs from base 341 to 2416 and encodes 691 amino acids.